GGCAGUCCGCGGGCGGAAGCGGCGGGCCGGGGCGCGAUGAGGGGCGCCGGGAGCAGCGCGGCGAUCCGCGCCUGGGCUGGGCCGCUCAUGCUCCCGAUCCCGGCAUGGCUGCCCCCGGCUCCUCGCAGAGGUUUGGCUGCCACAUUUGUCAGGAAGUCAUAUGAUGUCAGAAGGGUGGAUAUCACUCCCUUGGAGCAGAGGAAGGUGACUUUUGAUACCCAUGCUUUAGUGCAAGAUCUGGAAGCCCAUGGCUUUGGGAAGGAGCAAGCACAGACCAUCGUGUCGGCGUUGAUAACCCUGUCCAAUGUCAGCUUAGACACCGUCUAUAAGGACAUGGUUACACAGGCCCAGCAGGAAAUUACUUUACAACAGAUAAUGGCACAUUUGGACUCCAUUCGAAAAGAUAUGGUUAUCCUGGAGAAAAGUGAAUUUGCAAACUUAAGAGCAGAGAAUGAGAAAAUGAAAAUUGAAUUAGAUCAAGUUAAACAGCAGUUAAUGACUGAAACCGGUAAAAUCCGAGCUGACAGCAAGCUAGACAUAAACCUGGAAAGGAGCAGGGUGACAGAUAUGUUUACAGAUCAGGAGAGGAAACUGAUGGAAGCAACCACAGAGUUUCAUAAAAAAGAUUCAAAUACCAACAGCAUUAUCUCAGAAAUCAGUAAUAAAAUUGACACUGAAAUAGCUUCCUUAAAAACGCUCAUGGAAUCUAAUAAACUUGACACCAUUCGCUAUUUGGCAGCCUCAGUGUUCACUUGCCUAGCAAUAGCACUGGGAUUUUACAGGUUCUGGAAAUAAAUCUACAUGGAAUGACUGCACUAAAUACAGACAGAAAAGGCCACCCAAGCAACACCACUUKGAUGAUCACGUUUGCGCUGUAGAUAACCUUGAUACCUUUUUAUUUUGAUAUUCUUACUGUAUAAUAAAAAUGUUUUCUGAAUAUGAAAUACUAAAGAUCAAAAUAAUUGGGGGGAAGUAGCCAGAUAGUAAUAUUUCAUUGCCUCCUAUUCAAUACUGUAUUUAUUUAAAAAUAUUUCUUAUGCUAUACCAGAAAGUGUUUCCUAAUAUUUUUUAGAAGCAAAUUUGCUUUCUUUUUGGAAAAUUCUCACUCUCAGCUCCUUUCAAAAUGGAAAUAUUAAACAUUUUACAGACCCUUGAAAUGGGAAUACAGUUCCCAAAUUAGAGUUCCCAGUAUAGGGAUGCUAAUGCCAGACUUCAACAUAUCUAGUCUGAUCCAAGUAAAUUAUUCUUAAACAUAGGUUCUGGAUUUUGCCUUCAGUCUGUUUCAUUCUUCUUUGAUGAAAUGAGCCCUGUUCCUUUGGGUUUUUUAUCUACAUAUAUAAAAACACACUCCAAGGCCUUUACUAAAGAACUUUCCGUUUUUCUUUAAAACUGGUUUACCUAAAUUUAAAAUGUCACGUAUGACUAAAGUAUCUCCAUAGAUUUAUUUUCUUUAGUGUCUCUUGCAAUUUCCAUAACUCCAGAUGUCAGCAGAAUGGGAGAGCUUCUCUGCCUUUCCAAGGGGAAAUGCCUCCACUCUCAACAACUGUGUACAGCCCUGGGGCAGAUAAGUGCUCAUAACUUCCCCCUGUCAAGUAGCACAGRGUAUUUCCAAGAAACCUGCACAUAUUUUCUGGCCAUAGCAUCUGUCUUUGAACAUGAAAAUACUCUGCAUCUCAGUGUGGUGGUGGUGGUGGUGGUGAUCCUCCUCCAGACUUAUCUGUAAUCCUGUGGGACACGCUGACCCUCCUGACCACUCUGCCUUCUGCAAAGACUUGACAACUCUCAUUGCAGAGUUGCARCAUAGGUGGAUGCCUUCCAAAACUGAAGCGGUUCCAUCUUGUUGAGAACAAAUGUAUAUGCUUAGUUUGAUCCCUUUAGUAARAUAGUUUUAAAAGUCUUUCUGGAUUAAGUUUGAAGUAAGAAUAGGCCUUUAAUGGGCUGAGGACUAUGUAGUAAGUACUGACUAGUGGUAAUUUUUUUAUUGCUAUUUUAUUCUGUUUACAGUUGAACUUGCUGGUAUUCUGCAAAUUCUUACAUUCUCUGCAUUAAAUUAUUUAUCAUCUUUACUCAAGAAAAUAAAAUUAAUUUCUUAUA
Messenger RNA from Malurus melanocephalus (red-backed fairy wren), 2094 nucleotides. RefSeq names its product coiled-coil domain containing 90B (gene CCDC90B). The transcript is spliced from 9 exons. NCBI's taxonomy places the organism in Eukaryota, Metazoa, Chordata, Aves, Passeriformes, Maluridae. Gene Ontology annotation, cellular component: mitochondrion. Bases 37 to 795 code for a protein of 252 amino acids. The record is from RefSeq and is a predicted model, not a curated record.